Molecule: messenger RNA, 8730 nt
Organism: Penicillium macrosclerotiorum
Lineage: Eukaryota; Fungi; Ascomycota; Eurotiomycetes; Eurotiales; Aspergillaceae
Gene: gtb3
Product: glycosyltransferase family 4 protein
Exons: 2
Coding region: 1-8730 (2909 amino acids)
Molecular function (GO): glycosyltransferase activity
Source: RefSeq, a predicted model, not a curated record
AUGGCACAGAUUCUAUCUGUACAUGCCCUAGGAUGGGCGGGCAUGAAAGGUCACUGGUGGCAGUUUGUAUGUUUUAUGAUUCGCUUUUUGGUUCCCUUCAAAAUGAAGCUUCUGUUCUGGUCUACAAACAAAAUUGGUCAGGAUACUAAUAGCAGUCUCCAGGUAUUCAUUGGGAUUUUAUUGGCUUGCAUUACGAUUGGCUGUGUGAAUAUUCUUUGGUCUUUUAUAGGAAGAUUGAUCAAAUAUUAUCGGUUGAAACCGGUGUCGGAUAAAAUUUCAUCAGAUGUGUCUCAACGCCUUCAAAAACUCGCCAAUCGAGAACUCAACUUGGCCGACACCUCUCUUACCAAACGAAAACCUUCGUCGUUCGGCGUAUACUUAGGCAGCUUCACUCAGCCACCGACAGCACCACAAGCAGCGUUGUUGGGACAAUGGGAUCUCCUGAUUGUUGACCCGUUCCAAGAUGGUGUUGCAGAAGCAAUUUGCGGAGGCGCUUGCACUAGAGCUCUGGGUAGAAUUGAUCUUGCCGAUAUUUCAACUCCCGGAGCUUCUACCUUGGAUACUAUCCAGAAGAUUGAAGAGGUUCUUGCCAAUUACUUCAAGGGUACCUCUUUUUCUGGUAUUCUUUUCGCUAAUUGGGAAGAUUUGCUUUCUCCGGCUGUUCAAGCGAAAAUUUUCACGAUACUCAAUGAUCUAGGAUUGGAGGUCUAUCUAGAGGUGCAGCCACCGCUCUUCUUGAGGAACAGAAAAGCGCUGCAGAAUGACUCUGUAUCCGGGUUAGUCGUUCGCAAUGCCAGCAUCCUGCCGCAAGGGGAAAAGCGUGACUAUUUCCAGAUGAACACGCUCCAAUCAACAAUCAAAGCAUUUGUCUCCGAGGCAUGUAUGAGAGACUUCGUCGUUCUGGCAUGGGAGACUGUGAAUAAUGAUGUGACUUUGUCAAAUGCAAUUGUCCGCAGGUCUCUUCAGUGGUGCAACUUCUACAGUUCGAUAUCCUGGAUAGGGACUGAGGCUGCUCUCAAAGACGCCUCUUUCAACUAUCCGACGCUUGAGCCCCUCCCGGCAUUUGGCUGGUUGAAGGAAGCAGAUAUCAUGAAAACUCACGAUAUUUGGCGUUCUAAUAUCCGUAUAUCGCAACGUUCUGGGGCUGAAAGCGGAUGGGAUAUCCUUCGGUCUAUAUUUCCUGCGGUGGACGCGCUGUUAAAUUCGAAGGAGCACAAGACGAAGUCUCCGAAAAGCCAAGCGCUUCGCCUGAGAGACCCCCCCGAAUGGGUAGCACAAGUCAAGUCGCAAGGAAAUCCAUUAUCGGUGUCCAUGUCAGGGCAAGAAUACACCAAUCUCGGUUGCUUUCCCUUGGGAUCAGACCCCACUCCCAUGGCAUUUGCAGAGAUUCUUCAAUCACAACAACGCUUGAAGGCACUCGAGCUUCUACAUCCUGUUCCGGCAACAAAGAUCCAAAGCAUUGGCGUAGUCCUGCGCACUUUCUAUGAUACUUUGGCUCAUUCAAACAAUGAGACUCAGUCAAACGACGAAAACCAGUUGAUAGCGGCGAUUAAUGAGCUAUCAGACUUGGCGGCCAACGGGUCGUUGCGCGUGAGCCUCGCUCUGGAUUCCGGGCUCAGAAAAACUUCAGACUGCCGCUUCUGGAGUGUUUAUGAGAACGAGGAUGAUAAAUUUGAUGUAUUUGUCUCGAAAAAUGCACAAGGUCUGGCUGGAACCGUUUUGCAUACAUUUCUGUCAGCAAAAGGGUUCUCUCGGCAUGUUUGUUUCGAAGCUGAAGCUUCUUUGGCAAAAUUGACCAACGAUAUUGCUCCUGGCACAGAUCUUCCCCGUCGAUUAACUCAAGAUAUCGAUGUUCUAAGUCCUGAGGAGCGAUUGCUACUCCUGCAACACCUGGUACUCACUGAUUCCCACAGCGACAUCAACGACAGGGUCUGUGCGUAUAUUCGACAGAAAUUGGUGGACGCACCGUCCUUCUCGCAACUCAAAGAGGCCAACACCGUCCAAUAUCUAAACGGUUCGGCUUCUUCAGAGUACUUGGUGCGGUCUCGAAUUAGCUGGUAUGAAGAACAGGGUUGCACUUAUCCUGGUGUCUCGAGUUGUCUUGCCCUCUUCCAAGAGAUUGAUCAAGUUUUCGCAAGAAUCUUGAAGCAGCACCAGGAAGAUAAUCUUGCAGCUAUCACAAAGGGCCUUUGUGAGCUCAUUCAACAAGGAACAUUAGAUGCAUACGCCGAUAUGGUUGCUCUUUCAUUGUUUUGUGCUGCUAGAAAGGGCGCCUUCGAUGAAAUUUAUGCAGAGGUGACCGACCGAAAUCCACUUUUCAACCACCACUCAGACCAGGCUGCCGCGUUUGCCGAAUCUUUUGCUUUAGGAUCACGAUGCGAAGCAUACUUCGAUGUUUCGCCUAGCGUCUUUGGAAAGCUGUUGUCCGAUCGAUUUCGAGCGUAUUACAGCCAGCAUCAGCCUCCAAAUUGGGUGAACGGGGCUCCUCAGCUUGCAACUGCCUAUGCUGGCGCUCAAAUUGAUGUCAACCCAGAUGACAAGACAAAGACGAUGCGAAAUUACCAGCGAUUCACAUUUUUGAGUGUUUUUGCCAUCCCAGCUCUGAUCGACAUCGUGCUGCUCACCACCAUUGGGCGUGGCCUCUAUCUUUCUGCAUAUAUGACCCAUCAAGAGCAGGACAGUGCCACAAUGGCAUUGAUGAUUUCGCUUCUGCUUUCGGGUGCCAUUGGAACGUGGAUUGCAUGUGGCGGUCCCUAUUAUCUCAUUUCGAUGGCUUUUGCUGCGGCAAAUAUGUUCGUCUUAAUCCGUCUCAUUGCCGGAAUUGCAUUCACUGUAGGUGGAGGUUUAAUUGGUUUCGUCGCACUGUCAAGUGUCAGAGGGCCCCGGGCAGGUAUUAUCUUCUACCUUUACUUGAUCGCCCUGACUAUAUACUUCUCGACGUUUGCCUCUCUGGCGAGUUUCAGCUACCCCGGCUCCACUUUUCUCUCGGGUCGCAAGGCUAUCAUCAUGUGCAUUCCUAUUCUUUUCCUAUCUCCCAUCAUCACGACAUUUGCAGGAAAUGAUUCAGCGAUUUACCUAGCAGUUAUAUACCUGUUUAUUGGGGUGCUUCUUCUUGGAUUGCGGUCUACAACCUCCAAGUGGGUGACUUGGUAUCAAUCCAUUCGACGCACAGAUGAUACUGAGAUUCGCAAGUGGUAUAUUUCUGCCCAUGGUGGGAAUGAUGAGAAAGUGUUUGCCAGCAUGAGUGAUCCUGCUGCUCUCAAACUAGCGCGAGAAGCCUUGCUGAAAGAUGUCAUCACCGAGAAAUCCCGCGGGUUAUUCUCCAAAUCGUCCAAUGACCAAUUGAUCAAAGAGCUUGCUCGUGAUUGGGAGUCCACUAACUUCCUUUUGGAUUGGUAUUGUCGCUAUGCAGACGUCCCUCGCCCAAUUCCUUUCAGUUCUGGCUGGAACAUUCAGACUAAGGUCGCAUUGGACACGCUGCGGAACUCUCAGAAAGGAUUGCGACUGCAUAAUGCUUUUGUUCACUGGCGUCAAUCAAGCAAAGAAAUUGGCUGUGGUAUCUUGUACUUUAUCCUUGCCCUGCUCGACAAGUGGAUGCAGCUUUUGAGUGGUAACCAUCUAUCUGGACUACUAACAGCGUCUUUGACCGAUGCAAAUCGCAUGGCCGUUGGAUUUGCACUUGCUUAUUAUCUGAUCGGCGCUGUGUUGAUUGAUACCAAAGCACAAGAACUCCAUGAAGCCAUUGGUGGGAAAGAGCCCACCGCAGUGAAGUUAGCCAAAGACAUCCGCCUUUCGCAGAAACAAGAUAUCCAGUUUCGACGCAAAGUGUAUUGGCGAACUCUCUUAAAGUUCUUGCUCUGGCAUGUUUGGAGUCUGGCUAUUUCCACUGCCCUGAUCUGGACGUUUCAAUCAUCUGUACAAGCCAUGAUUAUCUUCUUCGCCUACGUGCUUGCCUAUACAGGAUUGAUCUGGUAUCAAUAUACCAAAAUUUUCACUGGGCCCCAUGCUUUGAAGCCGUUGCUUAUUGGCGUCUGUAUCGGCCUGCCAGUCGGGAUUGCCUUAAAGAUUUGCCUUCCGCAGUUUUUAUAUUCCGAAACAAUUGGGCUCGGAACUGCAACUUGGACAGUUGCCAUCCUGUCUCUUUGGAAUGCAAAGAUGGGUAUGCCUCAAAAGGUUGACUCGCCAGUGGAGCUGGGUAGGACUUUCCAUGCCUUCACUACGCCCUGGGCAGAUCCCGAGUGGUCGCAGCAGGAACUUCAAAGCUACUUCGAAGGUGUUGCAUUGCUCCCAGCAGAUUCCCGUUUCAAAGUUGAUCCAACUCUUCAUCCAGGGGUGGAGAUCAAGAACGUUCUGCUUUCUCGCAGAUACGAACCGCGCAUUGAAGAAGCCUUUCCAAACUCAAAGGAUAUCAUCAGCAAAGCCAUUUCCUCGUGGGAAAAAGGCGAUGUCAGUCUUGAACUUGUGCCCUUGGGUUCAAUGGGUCCUGGUAUCCGUGCCCUUAGUUGUAACACUGGAAACCAACUCAAACUAGCCAUCUGCGUGAGAGGGCUUCAUGACGAGCGACUUGAUAUCAGCGCCAACUGCCAGAUAAUUGCAGAAACGCUGGUCCACUCCGUCGCCGAGAUGAUGAUGGGCGUCCCUCACGAAUAUGCCGUGUUGGCCGAGGCCAUCGUCUCGGGGGGUGUAACCCAUACCAUGGCUCGACAGCUCCGUGAAGAGGUCAAUACUUCUCUUGUUGUGCGCUGGGCCAAGAAAGAGCUCCUUCGACAGCUUUGCCUUGGGUUCGAGGCCGACAUCCACUGGGACAAAUUGCCCGUGGAGGUUCGAGAUCUAUUGCUUGCUCGCUGCUUGGGACAACAAUCUGGUCUUCCAGAUAUUCCACGACGAUGGCUUCAGCAAAGUCUUUGCCAAUUUGACACCCAAGACCUGGAUAUACAUGUUGCCCGAUGCAAUCUAGGAGCGGCAACGGCAGUCAGCAUCCUCGAUUACGCGCAUUAUGGAACCGGUGAAGCUGCCAUUCCUAAAGAAUCCGAGACUGCCAAAUUUAUCCCCUACAUCCCCCGCAAGCUGCCCGCUCCUCUUGCACUCGUCCGAUCUCCUUUCAGUUACAUCUAUCAUAAUCUAGGGUUGGCUGUCAAGUUUUUCGUGAUUGCCCUCGUUGCAGAUCCCGAAUUUCAGAGGGAGUUUGACCAUGUUACAAAGGAGUGGCCGGCGUUCUUCCGUGCUCCGACCGUGUUUUUCCUGAAUAUGAUCUGGAUCUAUGCAAAAAUCGUCCAGGACUUUGGUUUGUCUUUCUUCCUGUUCCAUGGUCGCCAGAACGUCAAAAGACUUUGGGAAGAGACCAAGGGCAUGACGAUCCAUAUCAAGAAGAGUAGAGUCUUCAUCCAAGGUCUGGAUGGGACAUUCACCGCAUUUCGACACCAGGAGACCGAUGGUGGCUUUAAGGUCUAUCAAUACACCGGCGAGCACAAAACUGAGCCGAAGGAGGUCAACGCACUGAAGUAUAUCAGCAGCUACUCGAGUGAUAUGCUGCUUCUCAUCAAACAGGAAUUCAAAAAUGGCAAGUUGAUUAAUGAAUACCACUACGACUACCAGGCGCCCGCCAAGAAAGGUCUCAAACUUGGAAGGUCAACAAAUGGCCGUAUGCCGCUGGGUCGACGUUGCGUUCAAGGCGAAAAUCACCUGCAAAGCAUCCAGUACAACAAUAAGGGCCUUGUCGAUAAAGGUUCAUACAUGAAAGACGGGAACUUGAUUCGCUUCCAAUAUCACUAUCGCAAAAACCCUCGCUUUGGUGAUGAGCUUCUUCGAGCCGAGUUUUCUCUCUCACACAUCACUUGCAACGUAUCUUGGUGUGCACCUCCGCGUCGGCAUCGGGAUAAGGAACAUAGAUGGAUCCCACACACCAAAGUUACCGAGGCUACCUUUGUGCAAACCGCGAAUGGGGAUGUCUAUGAGAGUCGGUGGCUGUAUGAUCACAAGUUCCAUCCUACGAUCUUUACCACAAUCAACGGCAUGAAAGCGCAGACACCUCCUAUGAUUGAACACGAUUAUCUGGGAGUCCUCACCAAACCCAUGUACACCAGUUUUGUGCAUGAUAAUCCAUUCUUCUACUGCGAUAGUCUUCGGUCAAACUUCUUCACACGUCUUCUGGGGCUGACAAAGAAACGGUUCAUUGUUUCCACCUCUCGCUCUCGGUCAUUGAUGUGGAAGGCAUGGAAGGAUCGCGUUGACCUGGACGGUAUUAUUGUCCGUUGGAUGGAUGACCGAAUUCUUCGCAAAGAUGAGGUCCUUGCACCCUACUGGCGCAGUCGAGACUGGGGAAACCUGAGGGCUGCAAGGAAGUAUAUGGAGCUUCGGGCCGAUGCAGUUAUGGCCAGUGCAGAUCUUGACAACAACAUCUCCAGCUGGACUCCUUUGGCCGUCAAGAUCAGUGACUUUUUCAACUUCGGUCCUGGGGGCGAUGCAGUCGUCACAACACGAUCCAAGGAGGUCAGCUCUGACACAGACAAGACGCUUCACGUCAUGGCUGCUGAUAACGGAACUUGGCCAAAUGAAGGUGGUGGUGUCUCUGCUUGUCGUCGUGAUAUGAUCAAUUCCCUGCGCACUAUCAAGUGGCACAUGAUCUGUGAAUCUGCCAACGACUUUGGAGUUCCCAAACACCAAACAGAGAGAAAUAUCCAGUCCUUGAAGGUUAUUCCACUUUGGGGGUUGGACUUCCUGACUCCAACUCACGGCCUAUUCCACAAUAAGUUGGAUUCUGAAGUUGAUAACGUCACGUCCGCAAGCGAGUUUGAUAUCAAGAUGAAUUUCAUUCCGAUUUUGACUGCCUUGGUCAAGGGUGCACGUGCAGUACAUCUCUCCAAGGCUGACAUUCAUCAGGCAACUCGGGCGUUAGUGAACUUGAACACCUUUUUCCAAGAUUCUCGCCAUUGGUCUCAGGUCUGGAAUAGCGAAAUGGUCAAGCAGAGUUGGCGGGAUCUGUGGCUCACGCAAGAGAUGCCCAAUACAAUCCCUUCUUCCGAAUGGCUUGAUACCGAGCUCCCGACCUUGGCCACGAUGGAUGUGGCUCUGGAGCUCUGGUACCGCUAUCUGUUCAUAUUCUCCAUCCCUGUCCCCGAAAAGAUUCCUGGUGUUUUCCAAGCUUCCCACCACAGUGUCAGUGCUUCAUAUGGUGUUGUUUGCAAAAUAAAGAGGAACUGCACUCUUCAGAUCUGGGAUCAUGCUAUCAGUUGGAGAGAAACCAAUCUCUGUCUUUCUUCUGCCUUGUGCAAGCUUUCGCCAUUCGUUCGAAAUGCCCUUCUUGGCUUGAUGAGAAUCACUUCAGUCCUAACGCUGCACCAUGCUGACAUUAUUCUGCCUUGUGCUGACUUCUUCAAUCCCGGUUGGGAGGUUGAGAUUGGUACCUGCCAGGGCACAAUUGAGCAUCGCAAUACCUUCCGUCGCAAAGUUGACCCGGUUGUCAAUGGUAUCACAGAUAUGCAGAAGUUCGCACCUGUGAACACAAUUAAAUCCGAACGUCCAACAGUGACCAUGCUAUCUCACGUCUGGUAUGCCAAAGACAUCAAAACUGCACUCCUGGCCGCCGACAUCAUCAUCAACCAGUGGAAGUUCGAUGACUAUCAUCUGGACAUUUAUGGCGCAAUCGACAAAGCCCCAACCUACUCCACUGAAUGUCAAGAGAUCAUUGCCUCUAAGGGUCUUCGAGGCAGAGUUACGCUCCGCGGAACGGCUGAUCCCAUGAAGGUGCUCGAAAAUACCUGGCUUUUCUUGAACUCGUCCUUAUCCGAGGGUCUCCCACUUGCAUUAGGUGAGGCAGCACUCACUGGAGCUCCUGUUGUCUGUACGGAUGUUGGUGCCUCACUACGUGUGCUUAGCGAUCCAGACGACUUCUCACGAUACAGUGCCGUUGUGGCACCGAACGAUGCGCAGGCAUUGGCAAAAGCCCAGAUAUCCAUGCUUGCCAUGCUUGGAGAAUGGGAUCAGUAUAGUGAUGAUAACGGGCCUGUUCCAGUCCUGACCUCGUCUCCAACUCCCGAAGAAGUCAAAGUAAUCACCGAACGUAUGUAUGCAAAGAGCGAGCAACGCCGUAAGCUGGGAAUGAUGACUCGCGGUAUCGUUCAGAAAUCAUUCAGCGGCGAUCGAUAUCUUCGAGAACAUGAGCAAAUGCUCUGGAUCGGAAAGUCGGUCAAGAUGAUGGCUAGUCGGGCAGCAGGUGAUGCCGUUGAACCAACUGACAUCGCAACUGCAGUCGAGCAGACAACAGCGACUGUUGAGGAAGAAAUUAUCACGAUCCCUCCCAGUGCUGUCCGAUCCUGGCGGUCUUCUGCAGCUUCAGGCAUGUCAACCGUGUACAGCUCAGUAUCCAAUUAUCCUCUGCAGGGCGGUCGCACUAGACCUAUCUCCAGCAUCUCUGCUCUCAGCCUCAGCAAUAUUUCCACAGAUACGGAGUCUUUUGCUCGUCUUCCAGUCUUUGCGCCUCGUCAUUCUUUUCUGUCUUUCGGGAGCUCCCCCGGCAGCAGGUCACCCUCGGCCCUUGUGCCGCCCCAAAGUUUCCGGGUCUCCAUGGGUGCUCAGCGUCGCUCUCAAUCUUACGCGCGGUCGAUAUCGACCAAUGGUCGGGAACAGCUACGCGGCUUGCAUCGAGAGGAUCUGAUGCAGUACCGCAAUUCAGAUGUCAGUACCAUCAUGCGCGAUGACUUCCUGCGGUCUGGUAUACAUUUCGGUAAUUAA